ACCCCCAGUGACACACCUCCAAAAUCCUUCCUAGAGAGUCCCACCAACUAAGGACCAAGCAUUUGAAGACAUGAGCUGUGGAGUCCAUUUUCACUGAAAGCACCACAGGAAGACUUGGGACAGCUUGAUUUGGCUGAAGUGAAGACACAUACAGACUAUUAUAUAGAAGUGGGAGACAUCUUCCUGAGCUGGAAACUGAAUACAUGGCUCCUUGAUUCUUGAGGAACAUUCUGAAACACAUAAACAGGCGUCCUCACCAUCUUGCUGUGUGACUCCCCAGAGGUUUGAGCUAGAGUGGAAGCCACCUCCCCACUGACUGGAGAGAGCCAAAGUGACAAUAAGCAAGAGAUGGGAAAAGCAAUUGUUCCAGGUGCCUCACAGUGACAAGAAUCAGUGCCACACAGCUGCCCCCAGCUCUCAGAAAGAAAGAGCAGUGAACCCACUGCAGAGUCACAGGGCUGGCAACUGUAGUGCCCAUCACUACACACAGGAAGACGCACGGGAAGUGCCAGCGUCUUGAGACUGAGUCAAAGGACAAAGCGUUGAUCCACAAGGCUUCGAGCUGCUCCGGGAGGGAGCCGGGUCGGGCCUAAGUGUAAAAGCAGAGACUGGGACGAUGGCAGUGGACCUGCUGGAGGGUUGGUGCAAGAUCAUGAGUGUAGAUGACCAGAAAGCAUUGAUGGUGACGGGCAUACCAGUGGACUGUGGUGAGCCUGAGAUCCAGACGGUCCUGCAGGAGGCGCUGAAGUGUGUGGGCAACUACCGCCUGCUAGGCAAGAUAUUCCAGAAGCAAGACAACACCAAUGCCGUCUUACUGGAACUCACAGAGGACACGGACAUGUCUGUGGUCCCCAGUGAAGUGCAGGGAAAGGGGGGCGUCUGGAAAGUGAUCUUUAAGACCCCUAACCAGGACACUGAGUUUCUCCAGAGACUGAACCUGUUUCUAGAAAAAGAAGGGCAGACGGUUGCAGGGAUGUUCCGAGCCCUUAAGCAGGAGGGAGUGUCUCCGGCUACCACCGCCUGCACAUCCCCUGAGUUACUGGCCCACUUAGUGGGGCAGGCAGUGGUUCACGCCCCAAGGCCCCUGAUGCCCGUGAAGUACUGUAAGCUUCGAGUGUUCUCUGGGAGCACAGACCCUGCCCCAGAGGAGGAGUCCUUCGAGGUCUGGUUGGAACAGGCCACUGAGAUAGCAAAAGAGUGGCCCAUCCCUGAGGCCGAAAAGAAAAGGUGGAUGAUGGAGAGUCUUCGUGGCCCCGCCCUGGACCUCAUGCACAUUGUCCAGGCAGACAAUGCUUCCAUCAGUGUGGAAGAGUGUUUGGAGGCCUUUAAGCAGGUGUUUGGGAGCCUGGAGAGCCGUAGGUCCGCGCAGGUAAAAUACCUAAAGACGUAUCAGCAAGAAGGGGAAAAAAUCUCAGCCUACGUGCUCCGGUUGGAAACUCUGCUCCGGAGGGCUGUGGAAAAACGGGCUAUUCCCCGGAACAUUGCUGACCAGGUACGCCUGGAGCAGGUCAUGGCCGGAGCCAACCUUAACAAUGUUCUAUGGUGCCGGCUCCGGGAACUGAAGGAUCAGGGCCCACUACCCUCCUUUUUGGAGCUGAUGAAGGUGAUACGGGAGGAGGAAGAAGAAGAGGCCUACUUUGAGCAUGAGAGCAGGGAGGAGCCAGGGGAAAGAGAGGGCUAUGGCCGCUGGGACAACGCAAGGAAUAACUGAGAGACACUCCCCCUCCCUUCACCUCCUGGUGGACACAGUGACAAGGCUAAUCUUAUUACAGUGGGUUUCUCUAAUAUACAGGGUUGAAGUCAAGCAUUAGAAGCAAGUAUAUAUAUAUAUGACAUAUAUUGACAGGGUCUCAUUUUAUAGCCUAGGCUGGCCUUCAGCUUGUACUUUUCCUGCAUUAAGUCUCCCAAGCUGAGUUCUGGGAUUAGAAGAGUGUACCACUAUUAGUGACCUAUCUCAAUCCUUCUUUCUGAGGAAAAAAAAUCACCUGGACUCUGAGUAGAUUGGUUUGGUGGACUCUUAAGUAGACUGUUAGUAAAUGCAAGACUAAGAUCCUAAAAUACCUAAAGCUUCUGUACUUCGGUGUCCUUUAAGCUCACCAGGGUCAGCCAGGUAGCUCAGUUGAUAAGGUCGCUUGCCAACCUCUUCAGAUGAUGAGGACAGGAAAUAGAAACUGGUGAGGCAGGAGCGGGAGAAAUGACGUGGAGGUAAAGUGCACUUGCUACUCUUAUAGAGAAAUUCAGAACCCAGCACCCACGUGGUGGCCCACAACCAUCCGUAACUCCAGUUUCAGGGUCUCCAACACCUCCUGAUCUCUGUGGGUGCUACACACAUGUAGUACACAUACAUAAGUGCAGUGCACACCCAUAAAAUAAAUCUUUACAAAAAAAAAAAAAACAAACGAAACUGGCUAGGCAGUGUAGGGACAUUCUAAGAGUGUCCCUGGUUCUCUGAUCCAUGAAUGUCACAAAGGAGCUCUGAUUUCUCUUUGUCAGUUUCAUGGAGGUUACACUUUAGGGUGGGACUGGGACCUCACCCAGACACUAAUCACUUUGUAAAUCGCUUUAGAAGUAGAUUUUCAUGAUAAAAAUGGCUUAUAUCUAUUCCCCAAUUUUAGCCCAUCUGCUAAAUGAUUUUAGGGUUAUCUCUUCAGAGGAGGGAAUUUUAUAGUGGCCUUGAUCAGGGCUUUUCCAAGCCUCAUUAAGAGAAAACCAUUGCCUUUUGAUCAGAAGAGUGGAAUCUACUUAUCUUUUGCCUAGGGAGAGACCUGACAUUCCAAACUAACCAAAAUAUAAGAGUUAAUCCAGUUGGGCAUGCCCAUCACCUGACUAAUGGACUGCCCAUUGGAAGGCAGAUUUAUCCAACUCCAUGUUAAAGAGAUGGGAGGAAUAAUUAUCUUUUUAAGGAGAUCAUGUACUUUUCCUUUCUAGAAUCCCUGAGAUCUGUACAGUCACUCCAGAGCCACCACAAAAUGUAACUUCCACUUGUAAUUUUGCCUGGGGCCCAAGCCUAAGUAAGCUUUCUCUAGUACUUUGGACAAUUUUUUUGCUCUUUCCAUGCUAAACCUAUACCUAACUCAAAAAGGAAAAAAAAAAGGCAUGGCUUUCUCUUCUAGGUCCCUCUUCGGGAAGGUUUGAUUCCCUAGAACCCCCAUGGUGGAAGGAGAGAAGCAACUCCUGCAAGCCAUCACACACACACAUACGCGCGUGUGCGCGCACACACACACAUGCAAAUACAUGUACUGUCUUAAACGACACCAAGUAGGACAAUGUUGACUCAUACCAUAGAAGAAUGAAUUGACCUUAUUUAAAAAAAAAAAAAAACAGGUUUGAAAGAUGAGGUGGAGUGGCUUGUUGGGACAUUUCCUGUCUCAAAUUAGCAAAUUCUGGAAGCUUCCCCCAGCUGUCCUCUAUAGCUGAGCAGUCACAGGUCUUACACUAGGGAUCUGGGGAGCUGGGAGGCAGACCUUCCUCCCCCAGAUGAAUUAGGACCAUCGUGCCCUUAGGUUUCUAAUGUCACCUGAGUGUGUCUCCCUCCACACACACCUUCUUCUACUUCAUGUGGAUGGUCCCAGAACCAGCCACAGGGUCAGUCUCUUGACCCAUGGAUGACUGACCCAGUCUGUUACCAAGGAGUACACAGCUAUAGAGAGAAAUCUUUGAGCAAAAGAUGGACUUCCAAAGACACGCACAGAACUGGACAUGCGCAGGGUGGCUGUGACUAUCACUCUGGUCUGUUGAACCAUGAAGACUUUAACUGGUGGAAGUGACCUCACAACCUACUGGGGGCCACAACAUGCAGUGUGUUCCACAUAAAUCCCACUUCAUGUGUGCAGCAGUCUACUCUGUGUAGGGUGUUGUGUGCAUUCGGGUGUGUGUGUUGGGGAGGGGGUGUUGCGUCACUCUUUAGAAAGAGAAAGAAGCAGAGGCCCAACGGGUCAAAUGAUCUCAGCACCAAAAUGCUCAGAAGAGAUACCUGGACAGAAGCCCAGAACGGAUCUUGGGAACCCACCCACCACUAGCUAUGUGUCAUUCAAAUGUGUUUUCUUAAUUCUGUAGAAGACUGAUGUUAAGCAAAUGUGUUUCAAACUCCUUAAAUCUCAAACACAGGGCAGGGAGUUUCAAGUGUGCUGAGGACCAAGGCUCAGCACAUCAGUGUUCACCAAGUUUGCUCUUGUUUCCAGACUGACCCAUUUGCAGGCAUCGGUGUAUAUACUUCAAGCUCUCUGUGAUCGUACGUAGACUUGAAAGCUGUGACGUCUUGUGUGUAUGUGCCAGGUUGAGCGCACUGGGACACCAUAAACAAACACCACGUAGUUACGUGCCAGGCAUAGCGCUGGCACAGUUCAUGCACAACCUUGUGGUAGAUCCUUGUGUAGUGUAAGCAAGUUGCUUAGUCUCUCUGUA
This is a messenger RNA of Myodes glareolus (Bank vole), 4404 nucleotides long. The record is from RefSeq and is a predicted model, not a curated record. Lineage: Eukaryota; Metazoa; Chordata; Mammalia; Rodentia; Cricetidae.